AUGUUACCCUCAGCUUUGGCCCUCUGCCUCUUCCUGGUUGCAGUUUCUUCCAACCUUGCCAUCGCCAUCAAGAAAGAGAAGAGGCCUCCUCAGACACUCUCAAGAGGAUGGGGAGAUGACAUUACUUGGGUACAGACUUAUGAAGAAGGUCUCUUCCAUAUUCAAAAAAGCAACAAGCCACUGAUGGUCAUUCAUCACUUGGAGGAUUGUCAAUACUGCCAAGCACUCAAAACAGUGUUUGCCCAAAAUGAAGAAAUACAAGAAAUGGCUCAGAAUAAUUUCAUCAUGCUGAAUCUCAUGCAUGAGACCACAGAUAAAAAUCUAUCACCAGAUGGCCACUAUGUUCCUAGGAUCAUGUUUGUGGAUCCUUCUUUAACAGUCAGAGCUGAUAUAACUGGAAGGUACUCUAAUAGACUGUAUACAUAUGAACCACAGGAUUUACCAAUAUUGAUAGAAAACAUGAAGAAAGCAUUGAAACUUAUUCAAUCAGAGUUAUAA
Molecule: messenger RNA, 498 nt
Organism: Pipistrellus nathusii (Nathusius's pipistrelle)
Lineage: Eukaryota; Metazoa; Chordata; Mammalia; Chiroptera; Vespertilionidae
Source: the annotation of a GenBank genome assembly